Striga hermonthica is the source of this 1009-nucleotide messenger RNA. The record is from the annotation of a GenBank genome assembly. Lineage: Eukaryota; Viridiplantae; Streptophyta; Magnoliopsida; Lamiales; Orobanchaceae.
AUGCACGAGCGUACGAGGCAAACCGUGUAAGCCAAGGGUCAACCACACGAGGGUCAACUAACUCAAGGAGGUCGAGAAAAAAUCUUGGUAUAUUGACGCUUGCGAGGGCGACGCACGAAAGGUCGACGUGUGAGAGGUUGCGAGAAAGGCCGACACGCGAGAGGAUGAUGCACGCGAGAGAAAGACGCGCAUGGCAUUUGGAGGCUAGAGCAUCAGGUGGCGCGCAUGGGGUAGAUGUUGGGUGGUUAGCGCGCGAGAGAGGCUGUUGUGGAAGGACGGGCAAUGUGCGAGCAUUGGCACGCGCGGAGGACAACAGCGGAUGGGCAGCGAACGCGCAUAGGCGCGCGAGUGAGUAUGAGGGGUGGCCGGACGAGCGGGCCACACUGGGUGAGCGAGGCGCAAUAGAGCGCGCGGUGAUCGAGCAGGGCGCGAGCAUAACGGUCGCGUGCGCACAUGCGGGGAGAGGCAAGACGAGGAUGACAAGCCUAAUCCUCAUAGGAUUAGGCAAGGCACGAACACUAGACUCCACGGGAUUAGGAAAAUCAGCUGAGUGCUGGUAUACGCGUGGAAGAUCGGCGACGAAAGUAAUCCUCGAAGAAACACGGAACGCAGCCGGGAGCGAUGCGGGCUCGAGAGUGAUCCUUCAAUGCGUAGGAGAGACGCACGCCGGACGAAUGCAAGGCGAUGCGAGUGAUCGGCGCGGCCCUAGUCCUCGAGGACUAAGGGCAAGAGGCGGUGACUUGGAGUGGGGUGCAAGUAAGAGGAUUGGAGUGCAAGCCAAGCAAUUAGGAGCUGGGCGCGCACGGCCGAACUCGCGGCAUUGCUGGGGCCGAGGGGAAUGCUUGGCUAUACUUGAACAAACCUCGCCACCACUAGGGCUCGGGAAAUGCAUGGGCGCGGCUACUAGGCGUGAGGGCUCGUGGCCGAACAAACUCGGUUUCGUUCACGACUUGACUUGGACAAUUUCUCGAAAUAUCUCGAUUUCGAUAAGUUCGUCAACUUGGAAUAA